Molecule: messenger RNA, 1153 nt
Organism: Fimicolochytrium jonesii
Lineage: Eukaryota; Fungi; Chytridiomycota; Chytridiomycetes; Spizellomycetales; Powellomycetaceae
Exons: 2
Coding region: 24-1151 (375 amino acids)
Source: RefSeq, a predicted model, not a curated record
CAUCGUUACAAUCCGCAGUCGACAUGCCCAAGGACUCCGCACUACCUACCGACGCUAACAAUGAAGCUGUUGUGGCCUGGCUGGAGAGCAUUCAAAAGGCCCACGGCUUCACAAAAAGUCUUGCAUACGAAUGGAAUAAGUCAGGCGGGGACGCUGAGGUGCUCUACUCUCUGGAGCAGGUACACCUAACAGAUUUAUGGGGUCUCGUUGCGGGCACUUAUAUAUAUACCCUGCUUCAUCCCCGGCACGCAACUCGAAACCACUUGGAAGCCGCGUCCGUGCACUCCGAUCUGACAGCUGGCUUUGAGAAUGAAGCUCGACGGAUUGUGCUACGAAAUCUCUGGCGUUUUUUCCUUGUCGGCUUUGGCGACAUGAACGACUACUUUAACGCUAGCCGACCUUUGCUGCCCGCCUCCCACGUUCAGAGCCACUUGGAUGCCUAUUAUGCCAAGCGUUUGCAGCGAACUUCCUCUGGGGAGAUAGAUGUUUUUAUGUACGCCACAAAGCCACCAACAUGGUCCGCGCAUGGUGGACUUGCGGCCCCGGAAGAUUUCCGACCCUUUGGUGUCCCAACAUGGCAAACCUCUAUCAAUUCGCUCAACAGCGCGGCAAGUGCGCCAUAUCCAGUCCCAAUCUCGCCCCCUUCAUCGUCCAACGAUCUUUUUGGCAGCACCCCCGCCCAGCAAGCACUCCAAGCAAGCUCGGCGUAUUACGUGGUCUUUGAGGCGACGACCUUAAAGAAGUGGAUUCCAGACAAAGUGGAACAGUUAGAGAUACAACUUGCGUCUGUAAUCUUUCGAUAUCACUCGCUAAAAAUACCCAAAUGCAAAGGCAAGGCCAUGGGCAAUUGGCUGGCGCAGGAAGUUCUGAAGUUGGUUGCUUUCGCUGGCUGGGCGUUGACAGAAGCGUAUAGCCCUGAGCUGGAGAGAGAGGUCGUUCGCCGUAUCAACGCAGCGAGUGGCUAUAAUUUUCCGUGCUUAUGGGGCCUGUUAAAAGCCGGGCGUCUCCUAUACGUCCGCGCCCCACAUGUCUCUGAGCGGGUGUCGUCCCUGAGGGACAGAGUUGAGGCGCUCUCAUCUCAACUCGAGAAGGCUUUGUUAAACGUCGAGAAACUCGCCAAGGUGGGCAAGGACAAGGACAGCAAGAGUUAAGG